Physeter macrocephalus (sperm whale) is the source of this 1029-nucleotide messenger RNA. Its product is annotated as porphobilinogen deaminase-like. Gene Ontology annotation, cellular component: cytoplasm. The record is from RefSeq and is a predicted model, not a curated record. Gene Ontology annotation, biological process: heme biosynthetic process. NCBI's taxonomy places the organism in Eukaryota, Metazoa, Chordata, Mammalia, Artiodactyla, Physeteridae. Gene Ontology annotation, molecular function: hydroxymethylbilane synthase activity.
AACAGCCCAAAGAUGAGAGUCAUUCGCUUGGGUACCCGCAAGAGCCAGCUGGCCCGCAUACAGAUGGACAGUGUGGUGGCAACGCUGAAAGCCUUAUACCCAGGCCUGCAGUUUGAAAUCUUUGCUGUGUCCACCACAGGGGACAAGAUUCUUGAUACGGUUCUCUCUAAGAUUGGAGAGUUUACCAAGGAGCUGGAACAUGCACUGGAGAGGAAUGAAGUGGACCUGGUUGUUCACUCCCUGAAGGACCUGCCCACGUUGCUUCCUUCUGGCUUCACCACCAUUGGAGCCAUCUGUAAGCAGGAGAGCCCCUCUGAUGCUGUUGUCUUUUACCCAAAUUUUGUUGGGAAGACCCUAGGAGCCUUGCCAGGGCAGAGCGUUGUGGGAACUAGCUCCCUGCGGAGAGCGGCCAGGCUGCAGAGAAAGUUCCCACAUCUGGAGUUCAAUAGUAUUCGGGGAAACCUCAACACACGGCUUUGGAAGUUGGACGAGCUGCAGGAGUUCAGUGCCAUCAUCCUGGCUGCAGCUGGCCUGCAGUGCAUGGGCUGGCAGAACCGGGUGGGACAGAUCCUGCACCCUGAGGAUGAGGGUCAAGGGGCUCUGGGAGUGGAAGUUCUAGCCAAGAGCCAGGACAUCUUGGAUCUGGUGGGUGUGUUGCAUGAUCCUGAGACUCUGCUUCACUGCACUGCUGAACGGGCCUUCCUGAGGCACCUGGAAGGAGGCUGCAGUGUGCCAGUGGCAGAGCAUACAGCUAUGAAGGAUGGGCAACUAUACCAGACUGGAGGAGUCUGGAGUCUGAAUGGCACAGAUAACAUGCAAGAGACCGUGCUGGCCACCAUCCAUGUCCCUUCCCAGCAUGAAGGUGGCCCUGAGGAUGAUCCACAGCUGGUGGGCAUCACUGCCCAGAACAUUCCACAACAAGCCCAGCUGGCUGCUGAGAGCCUGGGCAUCAGCCUGGCCACCUUGUUGAUGAACAAAGGAGCCAAGAACAUCUUGGAUGUUGCACGGCAGCUCAAUGAUGCCCACUAA